AACGCUAGCCACUUCCACCUGCGGCGCUCACUCGCCAAGCCUCUCGCAACCUUAGCUACAGUCCUACAGAAACAAAAGGAGAGCGCGAUCAAGAAACGGGCGUUGCGCGACAUCGGCGCGGGUCGGCGCAGAUGGGCAACUGCCAGGCGGCGGAGGUGGCGACGGUGGUCAUCCAGCACCCGGGCGGCGGCCGCACGGAGCGCGCGUACUGGGCGAUGUCCGCGGGCGCCGUCAUGGCGGCCAACCCGGGACACUACGUCGCCGCCGUGAUCACCUCGCCUCCCGCCGCCGGCGCCUCCUCGGCCACCCCCGCCGCCGCGCCCGUCAAGCACCUCAAGCUGCUCCGCCCCGACGACACGCUCCUGCUCGGCCGCGUCUACCGCCUCGUCAGCUUCGAAGAGGUGCUGAGAGAGUUCGCGUCGAAGCGGCAUGUCAAGCUAAGCCGUGCCACGAUCAAGGCCAAGGAUGACGUGGAGGAGGAGACGAAGCCCGCCAAGCCUCGCCGCCGGCGAGGCAGCGGCGGCAUCGCGCCAGAGGAGGAGUACUCCAGCCGGUCACUCGCAAAGGUCAUGCGCCAGAGUGACGAGCCGGAGCCCGUGGCGAGGGCGAGCCCGUCCGCCGCGCCGAAGCCGGAGAGCGACAUUGAUGACCACGCCGACGGCGAGGCGGCCGAGCCGGACUGCGACCUGGAGGCGCUGCUGCCGCCGCACGGGGUGGUGUUCGGCCGGCGAGUCGCCCGGCAAUGGAGACCGGCGCUGCAGAGCAUUGCGGAAGGGUGAGGCCGACCCACUGGCUCAGGCUGGCCGACGGCGAGCCGGCUGCAAGACUUCGUCGUCGACUCGUCGUUUCCGAGCACACAGCGUAGUACUGCAGUUGUAGAAAGUGAAGUAGUGACAAGUCUCACUGGACGUGUAGCGUGACAAGUCAUGUAGAAUAAAGCUACGAGUACCUUGUGGAUAUAUCCAGCUGAUGCAUGUACGUAUACUAUGGAUUGAUGAUGGGUGUAACGUGACGGAUCGUAUACUCCAUUUAGUUUGCACCUAA
Messenger RNA from Oryza sativa Japonica Group (Japanese rice), 1044 nucleotides. RefSeq lists its product as uncharacterized. Lineage: Eukaryota; Viridiplantae; Streptophyta; Magnoliopsida; Poales; Poaceae. The record is from RefSeq and is a predicted model, not a curated record.